Molecule: messenger RNA, 2875 nt
Organism: Mus musculus (house mouse)
Lineage: Eukaryota; Metazoa; Chordata; Mammalia; Rodentia; Muridae
Gene: Fcrlb
Product: Fc receptor-like B
Exons: 5
Coding region: 770-2317 (515 amino acids)
Biological process (GO): regulation of immune response
Cellular component (GO): cytoplasm; cytosol; endoplasmic reticulum
Source: RefSeq, a predicted model, not a curated record
ACUAUCAGGUUGGAAACUUCAUUAAAUAUUUACUUGAAACUUGGGCUCUUCAUUGCUCAGGUGUGGUCACGUGGCUCAGAGGAGCGAAGCAGAGAGGUCGGAUUUGAGAAGCCUCCGAGGGGCUCAUGCAGUCAGUGGCCUCUCUCCCAGGCCAUAGCCCUGUGGACUAGGACUUGGCUGGGGAAGGGUGUUAGGGUCAGACGGAAGGCAAGAAGAAAGGAGCAAGCAAGUGAAGGUACCAUAGCUCGAGAUCAUUGUGGGUGGGGAGGGAAGAAGUGUUUCAGAUUCGAGGAAGGGAGGAGAAGAAAACACUUUACACUUCUGGUUUUUACUUGGGGAACAACAGGUCAGCAGGAGCAUAGCAGGAUGAAUGAAUCACGCCUUUCUGUCUACCCAUGGGUGGGAGGAUAUAAGCUCUGCUUCGGAACACACAAUGACCUCUCUAGGCCUCACACCAAGAAUACCUGUCAUCAGGGAUUAAGCAGGAAUAAGAUGGGCUUUAUGAACAUCAAUGGGACUGGCUACUAGGGAAAGGUUGGGGUGGGAGUGGGAUAUUGAUGGACCCAAUGGAGCCUGGGGAAUCUAUGUGACUCUUGAGAGUGGUAGAAGUCACAGCUCUAUAGGGCUUCUCUAUAGAAGUCAAGGCUGGGCUGAGCUGGAACAUGGCUACAGAGGGGUAGAUAGGACAGUGCUUGAUGCUUGGGGUAGGUGAGUAACACACUCAGGUGACAUCCUGGUCUUUGUGUUCCACCAUCUUGAGGAAGUGGGAAUGGACAGAAGAAGCAACAGUGUCUCCCAGUUCCCAAUGUCUGCUUCCAUCUAUCUUUUUUCUCUCUGCCCCACAUCCAUGCCUCCAACCUCUACCGAGCCUGCAGGCAGAGUCAUUAUGUGGAUGCUUGCAGCCCUCCUGCUUCUGGUUCCAAGAAGUGGAAAAGCUGCUACUCUGGAGAAGCCUGUACUGACUCUACACCCACCUUGGACCACCAUCUUCAAGGGAGAGCGAGUAACCCUGAGAUGUGAUGGAUACCACCCUCUGCUGCUGGAGCUCCGGCCCAUUAGCACUCUCUGGUACCUGGGCCAUGUCCUCCUGCCUUCCCACAAGAAGAGCAUCGAGGUGCAGGCACCAGGGGUGUAUCGAUGUCAGACACGAGGAGCACCCGUCAGUGAUCCUAUCCACCUCUCUGUGUCUAACGACUGGCUAAUUCUGCAAGUGCCGUAUGCUGCGGUGUUCGAGGGAGAGCCCUUGGUGAUGCGCUGCCGUGGCUGGUACGACAAAGUCGUCUACAAACUUCACUACUACCACGACGGCCAGGCUGUGAGAUAUUUCCACUCUAGCACCAACUACACGGUGCUGCAAGCGCGAGCCAGCGACAGCGGUCACUACCAGUGCUCUGGCACCAUGCGUAUCCCAGUGGAGAGUGCGCCCAUGUUCUCCUCCAAGGUGGCCGUGACCGUGCAAGAGCUGUUCCAGACACCGGUGCUGAGGACGUUAAGCCCGCAGGAGGCGCGCGGCCGCGUGGUGCUGCGCUGCGAGACGCGCCUGCACCCGCAGAAGCGGGACACGCCGCUGCAGUUCGCCUUCUACAAGUACAGCCGGCCGGUGCGCCGCUUCGACUGGGGCGCCGAGUACACUGUCCCCGAGUCCGAGGUCGAGGAGCUCGAAUCGUACUGGUGUGAGGCCGCCACCACCAGCCGGAGUGUACGGAAACGCAGCCCGUGGCUGCAGCUCCCUGGGCGGGGUGAGUGGCAGCUCAGCAUCACGCCUGCCUCCUGCAUCCCGUGGGUCAUCCCGCAGUCUUCCUACCUUCCCAUCUCCGCCCUCCAGCCCCUGAUAGCUCCGGCCCCGCGUGGAGCAGUCACGGGUGACCAGGCGUGUUGCGUUGCAGGCCCUGUCCUGGAUCUGGCGUCCACCACCGCGCCAGUCGCACAGGCUGCAGCCUUGGGGCCGGGGGACAAGCCGCUUUCCUUCCGGAAGACCCCAGUGUCCAGAUCCGUUCAGUCAGUCACUUCCAUCCCGAACAGCACCUUUGCAGGGCUGCAGUUCCCCGCGGGCCAUGUUGCCACCGCCGGGCCACACGCCUGCGCGCCCCUGCCAGCGUCCGCGGAGCAGUCGCGCGAAGCUCUUCAGCCCAAGGUGGACCUCCUGCUUCGCGAGAUGCAGCUGCUCAAAGGCCUUCUGAGCCGCGUGGUCCUGGGAUUAAAGGACCCACAGGCCCUCCAUGAGCUUACAGAGACCCCCGAGACACCCAAUUCUCACGUUACUGUGAACCCCGCAACCCCAGAGACCACUGUCAUGGAGGGCCGAGUGGACAGCUAGGCUAGUGUCUUCUCUCCGGGAUCUCUAUCUAGCUUGUGUGCAAAUUGGAGCCAUGGCUGUUAGUGUCCCCUCCUGUUGCUGUGGUUUUGGUUGUUGGUUUUUAAAGUCCCGUGGUGCUGUGGAUUUCCACUUUACUAGAUAGCUUGUAGGCGAGUUUGACCUUGCAAAAUGGUUUAUAAAUGCGAGCAUCCUCUGUGGUAUGUUCCUUCUAUAAUCCAGAAGUAGACAGCUGUUGUUUACUAGUCCAGUGUGGGUGACUUUUUUUUUUUUUUUUGUAAUUGAAUCCAUUAAGGUUAAUGAGCACUUUAAAACAAUUUAGGGUCAGGUUGUAAUUAUUCACAAUAAAUUUACUCUUUUUUUUUGUUUUGUUGGGGGGGGUUCGAGACAGGUUUCUCUGUAUAGCCCUGCCUGACUGUCCUGGAACUCAUUGUAGACCAGGCUGGCCUCGAACUAAGAAAUCCACCUGCCUCUGCCUCCCAAGUGCUGGGAUUAAAGGCGUGUGCCACCACGCCCGGCUUAUGAAUUUACUCUUAUAUUAAAACAACUUUCAAAAUCCUA